Molecule: messenger RNA, 6841 nt
Organism: Spirodela intermedia
Lineage: Eukaryota; Viridiplantae; Streptophyta; Magnoliopsida; Alismatales; Araceae
Source: the annotation of a GenBank genome assembly
AUGGCGGAUGAAAGUGGUGAGCUUAUUCUCUCUUCCCCUCCGUCCCAAUUACGACUAGCAAAAGCUUGCAGUUCUUUUGCAGAUUGUAGCCAUAGUUUGCCAUCUCUACACACUGGGCGGUAUGGGUGGAUCAUAGUGUUGCUUCGAGGUAGCUAGAGGCGUAUGGGCAGAGAUCCGAACAUACCAACGCCUAGGGAAAAGCGCUACGCAGAGAUUUAUGCACUUGGAUUCCCGAUGAUUUUGACCAAUCGAGCUGUUUGGGAAUUUGAAAGCAAGUUCCUGACGACUUUGCGGAAGUCUUCUCUCGUUUGUCGAGGUUGAAUAAGAUCACGCUCAGGACUAGUUGAUAGGAUCCUUUUUCUGUCCUUGGGAAAAGAAAGGGAUAUGGGGUUUCCCUCUUGCCCCGCCCGACGUGAUCUUCACCCACCCAGUGGCAAAGUUCGCUAGGGAAUAAGUAACCUGCUGUGCCUGAGCUGGAGCUUAAUUCUACUCCGUUGCCUUUUUUUGUAUGUAAAUACUUGACGAACUUUUAUGGUAUUUCGACUGUGAGGUGCGUCACACUCAUCAUGUGGUGGCGAACAUACAUGAUCCUUCACGAUAAAUGGUAAUCCGUUCAUGGUCUCGAGGACGAGUCAUCCUCCUUGUGGAUAUUUAUGAGAAACGCCCACCCACUGGUUGUGUGAGCAGAACUUGACAUAUCGAGAUGGCCAUUGGAUGAGUCUGACCGACAUGGGUUGUACUAAUCAUUCAUUGCUUAUUCAAAUAAUGUCGACAAUCCGCCAUGGAUACACUACGACAGAGCAUUGUUGGAUGAAUAUAUAAGAUGCACCUUGUCUAAUUAUUUUUGGCGCUUCUGAUUUGAAGUGUAAGGGGUAAACAUUGAAAACGUAAAGGGCUGCAUGUCAUUGUGAAAAUUCAAUGAUUCGUCAUAAGCAAAUUCACCACCGACACGUUAUGAUGUUUGUGGAUACCGGAGAAUAAACGACAAAGGGUUCUGGGAAUCAUGGAGGAUUGAAGUUCAUUGCAGCUAUUGUCUGUGAUGAGAAAUCUUGUCUACAUGUUUGCUCAUUUUUUCUCUUCUUCACGGUACUGUAUAAUUCUACAACCUAUAUCCUUGUGAACUUUUGUUGCAGUGGUGUCACCUCAGAGAAGAAUUUCCAUGACAAACAACCAUGGAGAGAAGCUCGUAGGGAUUCUGCAUGAGACUGGCUCAAAAGAGCUUGUCAUAUUGUGCCAUGGAUUCCGGUCUUCGAAGGUAAUAUUUUCAGCAUGUAUUCUGAAAUAUUUCUUCUCUGUAUCCAUAUUGUAUUUCAGCAUUUAUGAGAUGUGCGUCUCUUUGGAAAUAUAUGUACAUAUAUCUCAACGUGUUCUGGAAUAAGUGUAAGAUGUAUGAUACGCUCUUAGUCCAGGGUAAAAUUAUCACACUUUGUUUCUCUGUUGACAAAAUUUCAUGUAUCCUGUUUUCCCGGUCCUUGUUGGAAUUGGCACUACUGGACUGAUGCAAUAAUGGUAUUAAUCCAAAAUCAUGCUAAAAUUGGUCAACUGGGCUGGGAAAAAAAAGGGUCCCACGUACCCACCAAAUUCCCCAGGAGUGGGUUGAAAAAUAGAAAAUCCGAGGGUGGAUGGUAGUGUGGGGGCAGUGGAAGGGUGGGAGAGAGAAGGGAAAAAUCGGUGAUGGGCUGGGGAGAAAGAGAGAGGUAACUUUUUAUAUAUUACCAUUUCAUCAGAGGCAGUGUGGGAUGUGAAUUUGGAAUCCAUGAAAGGCUACCUUGUUUCUGCUUUUGAGAAAUAGAGGGAAAGAGAGAGACAUUUGCCUUUCUUUCAUCUUCAAAGCCAGAUAGUGGCAAAUCCGAGGAGAUUUUCUGACUUGGAAACGCUUUUGGUCUGUCAGCCAUUCCAACGAUUAGAGUCCAAUCCAGCUGUAUUUCCAAAUGCCACGUGAGAGAAAAAGCUUUCUACUAUGGCGUGUAAUAAUUUCCUGGAAAAGAGCUAAGAAAUUCAACCAGUUAUUCCUCUUAUUCCCCUCAUAAAUUGCAUCUAAUGCAAAGGUGUUCGUUGUAGUUAUCUGUUCGAAAUGUUCAGUCCAUAUUGGGAAACCUGGUCUGAAAGGACGUAACCUCCUUAUCUUUCUUAUCAAAAUGAGUGAACCCUUCAUGCUUGGUAUUGACCUACAAAUGGACGUGGAACUGCCCAUUAACUGGUCAUCUCCAAAUAUGGUUAGUGAUAUCCUGAAACUGUCAGAAUGUCACAACUAGCUGAUUGUCUAUGAAUUUCCUUGCUGAACAUCACCGGCUGCUGGUCUGGAUCCCUCUAAUUAUUGUCAGAGUCAUUAUUUUAGUGGAACAUUGUUAGUCUUGGCUUCUUUUUCAGUGUACCACAGUCCCCUGACCUUUUAUUGGCCUUACCCUGGAUAAUAAACGAAUAGAAAUCUGGUGGAUACAUUUUCAUUAGAACCUCUGAAACAAUGUUUUCGAUCCUGUUGCCUGGGCGGCAAUUUGCACUGGAACUUCAUUUCCGCUAAAUUCUCUGACAGCCAUUUCACUUCCACGCAGUUUGGGUUCUUAUUGGACAGUUACUUUCCUUUUUACGCCUUUUUGUGAAAUGUGAUUGUUUAUUCUAUUGAUUCAAUAAUUUUUGUGAAUAUCGUUUGCCCAUUCUUAUUGCUGUUGAUCUACAGGAAGAAAAAAUUCUUUUGAAUCUUGUUUCUGUCUUAUCAAGAGAAGGAAUCAGCACCUUUCGCUUUGACUUUUCUGGAAAUGGGUAAGGACAUCUGACGUUUCUCAGUUUAGUUUCUGUCAAAAAUAUCCAGCAAUCUGUUUAUCAGUAAUGUUAAAUGCGUUACCAAUUGUAGUAGCUCUUUUGGCCCUGUUACUUCUCCGGAAAACUUAUUCUUAGGUCUGUUCAGCACGAAGGUUAGCACUAAUUCUGUUAUUGACUCAAAUGGCAGUUGAUUUACUCUAGGGAGAGUCUGUAUUUGUUCGCUACAGCAUCUAUAAGACUUUAUAGAGUUGAUUUUUCUCAGAAGGCCAUUUCUCUUAUCAUACUUUGUUUUGCUUAUUAGCCAAAAGCAGUGCACCGUCGCAAACCUUAUGUCACACCAUUUCUUGAUGUUCCCCUAGACAAAAUAGCCGUUGAUUGGAGCUGGGCAUUUACAUGAAACAAAUUAUGCCUGAAUACAUCGUAGAGCUAGGAUAGAUAGAUCUAUUUUUGUAGCUGAAGGCAAUGCUUUCGGUAAAUUACUAUAACCAUUAUAGUCCUGGUUUUUUUUUCUGAUUAAUCUGGCUGAAAGGAGAUGGUUGUGAAUAUUCUCCCUCUGUUCACUAACGACAUGGGCUGUGUGAGGUGGUAUCUAUGAUGAACCUAUGACGAUCAUGGUGCCUUUGCUGUCUUCUCCAAGUUUAAAAAAUAUAACGAGGCCCAUUAAUUCAGCCCAGCGUGCUGUAGAUUGCAAAUACAAAUUUUGCGUCUGAGUUUAUUGCUAUUUUUACAUUCUGGAUAUAUAUUUUUUUCUAUUUUAUAAUUAAUUACUUGUGAUAAUCUACUUUCGAAAAACCAUUCCUGUGCUAGCCUUUGCAAGCACUACAUUGUUCUAUUUUGAACGGAUGGUCUGUAAGGCUUUUGAUCUCAUAUUUGAGCCAUUUUGCACGUAUGUUGCAUUUUAUUUGUUUCCCAGGGAAAGUGAAGGGACCUUUCAGUAUGGUAAUUAUCGAAAAGAGGCUGGUGAUUUACGUUCUGUUAUUCAGCACUUUUUGGGGGAAGAGCGGGAGAUCAUUGCCAUUGCUGGCCACAGUAAAGGUAAACAUAAAAUACCGAAAUUCGGAAAGCUUUGAAUUAUUCGAUUGCAUGACACAUUCUAAAUAAAAUUGCAAGGGGAAAGUGUACGAAAUGAAUAUUUGUAACCGAAUUGAUUUAGUUAUGCCUUGAACUUGCUUAAUGUGUAUCUGGGCACUCGACAGGACAUGAUUGUGAUGAUCUGGAAUAGUUAACUGUCAUAGACGUGCUUUUUUCUUACAAGACUUGUGAGAAUUUGUGAGAAUUUUUUUUGUUCCUUGAAGAUUAUGUCGGUAACCUCUGCUUAUGCAGCGAUGUUGGUGCACGUAUACUUAGUUUCUGGAAUUGUGAUUUGUGAUUCCUUUUUAUGGUUUACAAGACUGUUGAAAAUUAAAUUUUACCGUGGUGUUUUGUUUUCAUCACUUUCUACUGAAUGAAUCCUGAUUCGUGAUGUCUUUUUGCCCUAUUCGGAGCUAUGCUCGUAUAAGAUAUUGUUCUCUUGGACGGCAACAUUGGUGGUUCUUCCUUCAUAAUGUGAUUUAAAGUCUAACAUUAUGUAGUUGGUUGAGAACAUAUGUGUGAUCUUUUUGGCUCGGCACGUUUUAGACUUGACAUUUCAACCUUGGUUCCAUAUUUUAAUUUUGGAGAAUUAUGUAGAUCUCCUUUGCUUAGUUGCUCCCAAAUAACAUAAAAUAAUAAAAUAUUGAAAACUCUAAUCUCUUGCAGGAGGAAAUGCAGUUCUCCUAUAUGCAUCAAUGUAUCACGACAUAAAGAAAGUCAUCAAUAUCUCUGGCCGAUUUGCACUGGAUAGAGGGAUGGAAGGUCGCCUCGGGAAAAACUUUAUGGAAAGAGUUAAGGAAGCUGGAUUUAUCGACGUAAAGGAUAAAUUAGGUAACCUUCAUCAGUUAUGUUCAUCAGUGUUCUUAUUUUCUUAUUGUCCUUAUUAUUUGGCUCCAGGGGCUCUCCUGAGCCCAGUAUAUGCCGGCACAGGUAAGAUCUUUAGUCUUCCCUUGAAAUUAGACCUCCAAUGGACUUACUCUAACCACAGAUGGUGCAUAGGGUAAACAUAUUCCUUAUAGGAUUUGAAAAGACAUCUAAAAUCAAAUUUAACGCCAUGUGCUGCCAAGGUAAAUAAGUUGGACGGUUUGGUUUCAAGAUAUUGGCAUGUCCUGGAAUAUAAUAAUCUUCUUGAUGUUAUGUUAAUUGCUGAUCGCUGAUUGAGCCUAUCUAAGAUAACAGGAUGCGUUGGGUUACUGCAGAAAUGUGGGCAGGUUGCCUUUCUUCAUCGAAAUAUGUUGAGAUGUUUUGUCAAUUAUUAUUAUUAUUUUAGAAUGUUGCUGCAUUAAUGUCACUUUUUCCUAAAUUCUUACGAGUAUGGAGACUACUUCUAUAAAGGUUGGAGGUGACAAAUUACCCCGGUUUUGAGAGGAUAGGUUGUGGGAAAGAUUUAAACUUUCUGAAAGAUUUACAAAUCAGUAUCAUCCAAUGCAAGGUCUGACAAAAUCAAUGGUCAGCUUCAGAUGGAUCAAAAACGGCAGGGUGGAGGCGAAUCCUCUGUUGAUUAGGCUAUAGUAGGUGACGAGUGACAGUUAAAUGCAAGCUGAAAGGGUGCGGAAACUUUCCCAAAGUGUGAGUUUUCACUCGGGCCAUGACUAAAAACCUUUUAAUAAAUGGGGACUACAGAGCUCGUGUGAGAAAUUCAUCUGAAUUGGCGACCUCCUGUAGGUGAUACAAGCAAAUAAGUAUUGAAAUGCAUAUAUUUAUUAAGACUUUGAUUGUUGAACCAAGGCUGGGCGUUUCUCCAAAGUGUGAGUAGGAAUGUAUGAGAUUGGUUUCUUUUAUUUCAGGAUUUGCUUCGAGUGUCAGACUAUGCUUCGGCUUACAGUUUCCUACUAGUAUACUUAAUAUUGAGCUGUAGAGAUGAACUGACGUAAGUUAACCUGAGGCAAGUAUUUUAUUUUAAUGCAGGCCCAUACCGUGUGACUAUCGAAAGCUUAAUGGAUCGCCUCAGCACUGACAUGCAUCAAGCGUCUCUUUCCAUUGACAAAGACUGCAGGUUAGCAUAUGUUUGUGCACUACACUCAACAUUUUCCGGCAUGCAUCCAUCCAAAAGUUGUGACACAAACAAAGACGGCGUUCUUCAAGCACAUUCAUUUCAUCAAAACUAUUGGCCCACCUUCACCCUCAUUCCAUCAAACACAUUAAUUUCGAGUUUUCAAUGGGUACCCACCUCUUUAUCAAGCACGGAAAAUAUGUCAUAGGAGGUUGGAUGCCAACAUACCGAGUUUUCAUCCAAAGUCAUGUAUUAUUUUCUAUCUCAGUCAUUUCUUGAUGCAUAUGUUUGUGUGUUUUCUCUCUCUUUUCUUUUUCUCUUGCUGUGCUGGGUCGUCCCCGAUCUGUUCAAAUGACUUCCUCGAUCUGGUCUCAAGUUCCCAGCUGUUCCAAAAGUCGUCAUCCUCCCAAUCCUGGAACCUUAAUCAUUAAAUCCAACAAAUUAUUUUCCUGUAGGAUUUCGCAACCUGGCCGCCUGCUUCUGUCCUCGUUAUUAGGUUUUCUCGUAUCAUCUUUACAUCCAAUGGGGUCUUUCCGUGCAGGGUCAUGACCGUUCACGGUUCAGAGGAUGAAAUCGUCCCAGUGGAAGAUGGCAUGGAUUUCGCAAAGCUCAUACCCAACCAUACCUUGCAGAUUAUAGAAGGUGCUGAUCACGGAUACUCAACUCAUCAAGCUGAGCUGGGGUCGCUGGUGCUGGACUUCAUAAGAUCUAACCAGGUAAAGCGAAGCCCGGGAGAAAAACGAUCUCUAGAAUCAAGAUUGUAGCCAUCAAAAGCAGAGAGAUGAGAUGGAGAGGUGCUUGGAAUUGUUUCAUUUAGUUUAGUUGAACGAAAUAUAUUGGUAAUAAUAGCAUGGCAGACUUUCUGGCGAUAAACCCUAAAAAAGUGGAGAGGAAAUCAGAAUCAGGCUGCAUCUGGGUCGAGUCCUGGGCGGAUCAAUUUUGAUUUUUUAUUAUGUUUUUGACGUGUUAUCGCAAUUUCUUCAGGUUGGGGGUGCAAAUGCCCAUGGCGAUCGCUAG